AUGGGUCUGUUCAAGAGAAGUUCGCAAUCGUCUGGCGAUAAGAUGAAAGUCAAGCUGACGCACGAGGACGAGAAACGGCUCAAGAUGCGGUCGGCCAACGUGCACGACCCGAUCCUGGACGCGGUCAACGAGGCACAGCCGUUUGAGCAGUCUGCCAACGAGCACCAAAGACAGUCGUCGCUGGGCGACGCCGGAUUACGCGACGUGUUCGGCAAUACCAUUGUGAAUCCAGACAUAUCGAAUCCGUCCAGAUCCAGAGACGAGCGGCCCAUGGACACCAUACGAUCGUUCGAAUACUCCGUGACUGGCGAUCCGACCUAUAAACAGCAGCUAGAGACCCCAAGCCUGGGAUGGAGAGUGAGACAGGACUUCCCGCUCUACACCAGCAACCAGUAUGCGCAGGGCUACGGCGCGGGGCAGCAGCAGUUUGAUGAGUACGGCCAGCCGAUAUACGACGGCAACGCGUACCAGCGGCCUCAGACGUCGUCCACGGAGCAGGGCGUGUACACGGCACCAGCCCCUAAGGAGCCGGAGAAGAAAAAGAGAGGACUCUUUGGCAGGAAGAAAAACUGA
Ogataea angusta is the source of this 573-nucleotide messenger RNA. RefSeq lists its product as uncharacterized. Lineage: Eukaryota; Fungi; Ascomycota; Pichiomycetes; Pichiales; Pichiaceae. Bases 1 to 573 code for a protein of 190 amino acids. The transcript has a single exon. The record is from RefSeq and is a predicted model, not a curated record.